AUGACCGACCUGAAAAUGGCACAAAGUGACCAAAAACAACAAAUGCACCACAUCAACCACACAGACUUAGAGGACUUCGUUCGCCAAAUCCUCAUCGCCAACGGCACAUCUUCACAAAACGCCACAAUCGUCUCAAAAUGCCUAGUCUCCGCCGACCUCCGCGGCGUCGACACUCACGGCAGCAACCGCAUCCCCUCAUACAUGGAGCGUAUUCGACAGAAAUGCCUAGACCCAUCCGCCACGCCAAGUCUCCGUCAAAUCACACCCGUCGUGGCCCAAGUUGACGGGCACAACGGGUGGGGAUUUGUAGCCGCGCACAAGGCAAUGAGCCGAGCCAUUGAAAUGGCCCAGGAAUUUGGAAUGGGCAUGGUCUCCGUCAAGCAUUCGAAUCACUUCGGGAUGUCAGCUUGGUUGGUUAAGCAGGCUCUUGAUGCGGGAAUGAUGUCUCUUGUGUUUACAAAUUCUUCGCCUGCGCUUCCAGCUUGGGGCGGGAAGGAGAAGCUUAUGGGUGUUUCACCUAUUGCGUGUGGUGCGCCCUCGGGGAAUGACAGUCGGUCUUUUAUUCUUGAUAUGGCUCCUUCUGUUGCGGCGCGGGGGAAGAUUUAUAAGGCGCUCCGGAGAGGGGAGAAGAUUCCGGUGGAUUGGGCUUUGGAUGGCGAGGGGAAGAGUACGGAUGAUCCGGCAAAGGCUUUGCAGGGUGUUAUGUUGCCUAUGGGGGGACCGAAGGGGUCGGCAUUGUCAAUUAUGAUGGAUGUGUUUUCUGGGGUUUUCUCUGGGGCUGCGUUUGCGGGUCAUGUCACGAAUCCCUAUGAUCCAUCUAAGCCGGCGGAUGUGGGACAUUUCCUUGUGGCUAUUAAACCGGAUUUGUUUAUGACUAUGGAUGAGUUCAAGGGGCGCAUGGAUUAUCUUUAUAAGCGCGUUACGGAGUCUGAGAAGGCUGAUGGGGUAGAGCAGAUUUUUUUCCCUGGGGAGAUUGAACAGAUCAUGGAAGAGCGGAGACUUGAAGAGGGUAUUCCUUUGGCUGAGGCUGAGGUUGCGGGUUUGAACAAGGAGGCUGAUUUAGUCCAGGUAGAGCACCUCAAGAUACAACCUGCCUGA
Molecule: messenger RNA, 1098 nt
Organism: Penicillium atrosanguineum
Lineage: Eukaryota; Fungi; Ascomycota; Eurotiomycetes; Eurotiales; Aspergillaceae
Product: Ldh family oxidoreductase
Exons: 1
Coding region: 1-1098 (365 amino acids)
Molecular function (GO): oxidoreductase activity
Source: RefSeq, a predicted model, not a curated record